AUGGUGUUAUUCUUCCAAAUUAUUUACACAAUUUUAUGUUUAAUUCCAUUAUCAAAUACAAUCUUGGAAGAUGACAUUCUCUAUGAUAUCAAAUGGCAGCCCGAAUUAACAUCCCCCAUUGAUCUUGAUAAUAGUUAUACAUUUGCAUCCAAUCGAAAAGAAAAUUAUCUAUGUACCCUCCCGAUCGUUCAAACAACAGUUCCGACAUCAACGGAUACUGUUCUACUAUCUGAUAUUGAACGAUUAUUAGAAAAUUUACAUUCUAAAACAUCAUGUGUAUACCGAUUGGAUCCAUAUUGGACAUACGAAUUAUGUCACGGUAUACAUGUUAGACAAUAUCAUGAUACAAAGAUUGCAGGCAAAAAAUCAAUUAUUCAAGAGUAUCACUUAGGUUAUUAUCAUGCAGAACAACAAGAUGUUUCAACAGAUUCUGAAGGUCAAUCAGUACUAAAGAUUCAUCAUAAAACGAUCUAUAAUAAUAAAACUCCGAUGUUAGCUGUUCGAUAUACAGAAGGUACAACAUGUGAAAUUAAUGCAAAUCAACCACGUGAAACUGUUGUUUACUAUGUAUGUGAUGAACGAGGUAGUGAUGGAAUAUUAAAUUUUGAAGAAGUAUCAUCCUGCUAUUAUGAAAUUAUUGUGGCUUCGAGAUGGCUAUGUAAAUUGCCAGCGUUUAGUCCUGUAGAACCAAAUCGAUACAGUAUAAAUUGUUUUCCAAAAGAGAAUGCUCGUCAAAAACCACGUGGUUUAAAGAAGCUUGAAGACGAUAGACAAUUAUCAAUGAAAGGUGGUCGGGCACAAUUUACAAUGACAAGCUCCGACGGCACGACAUUCAUCAUACAAUACCAGUAUGGUAAUGAUGACGAUCUUGAUGAUUUAAAUGAACCUUCAAUAAAAGAUCAAACGAGCAAAGUAACUCCAGCAAGUCCAAGUGAACAAAAAGAAGUAAAUAAUAAUCAAGCUGCUCGACAAGAACCGUUGGGAAAUUUGGGUGUUGAUGUUGAUCGUGAAUUUCUUCAGAAUUUUCUGUCGGGUAAAGAAUGUUUACCUGGCGGUACGGGUUGGUGGAAAUAUGAAAUAUGUUAUGGUCGGCAUGUUAUUCAAUAUCAUGAAGAAGGACAACAUCGAGUAUCGAUUCUUCUCGGAACAUGGAAUCGUGAAAAGCAUAUUGAAUGGUUGAAUAAAAGUCCGAAAAAAAGAUCUGCUGGAAAUACAAGAGAUCGACAAUUUGUUUCAUUGUAUUAUACCGAUGGCGAUACAUGUGAUGUAACAAAAACUCGACGCGUUGUUGAAGUUAAAUUAAGAUGUUCUAAGAAAACCGAUAAAUCUCAUGCAACAUCCAUGUAUCUUGUAGAACCGGAAACAUGUUCCUAUGUGCUAGGGGUUGAAUCGGCACUUUUUUGUAAUUUGGCUGACUACACAGAUGAAUAUGGUAUUCCUGAUAACGAAAAAUUAAUUAAACGUUUUCAACAACCACUACCAGAAAAAUAA
Rotaria socialis is the source of this 1491-nucleotide messenger RNA. NCBI's taxonomy places the organism in Eukaryota, Metazoa, Rotifera, Eurotatoria, Philodinida, Philodinidae. The record is from the annotation of a GenBank genome assembly.